This is a messenger RNA of Linum trigynum, 210 nucleotides long. Lineage: Eukaryota; Viridiplantae; Streptophyta; Magnoliopsida; Malpighiales; Linaceae. The record is from the annotation of a GenBank genome assembly.
AUGGGCAGGUCGGCGACGACAGGAGGCUCGACUGGCCGUCGCGGAAGCUCUUCGCCGCCAAAGGAGCCGCCGGAAAAGGAAGGGGAAGAGGACAACGUCACUCCUCUUAGAAACCCUAGCCGGCGCGCUUUGAUGGGCGCCGCACAGCAACAACAACAAUUGUGGUCUUUGGGCCGGAGGAUUUGGGUCGGCGCGGGUCAGGACAGUUGA